Aspergillus puulaauensis is the source of this 1548-nucleotide messenger RNA. RefSeq names its product nucleic acid/nucleotide deaminase domain-containing protein. Lineage: Eukaryota; Fungi; Ascomycota; Eurotiomycetes; Eurotiales; Aspergillaceae. The transcript is spliced from 2 exons. Bases 1 to 1548 code for a protein of 515 amino acids. The record is from RefSeq and is a predicted model, not a curated record.
AUGCAGAAAGCAAUGACAUCCGGAACCCAAUAUGACACCCACAAGCCAAACGAGCUACGUCGUCUUUAUGAGCCCCUUGGGGUUCUGCACGAAUUAACUACGAAGGACGCAACGAAACCGCGCUCUAUUUUCUCGACGAGCUCUCAAGCGAUCAGCAUCACGCAACGCCGCCGAGAUUUUGUUGAUGCAAUUGCCUUUCUCGGAGCUUAUGAAAAGGAAUGUGAGAUCGCUGUUGCUGUAGAACAGCGUCCAGAUGGACUUAUCGUUCGAGUUGCAGGCACUGGCGAUAUUGAUGGAAUUGUUGUUCCAUUUCUCAACAAUCUCCUAGACCUAUUAUCAACCACCUUGAGGCUACGAAAAGACGAGAUUCAAGGCCGCGAAAAGGAAAUAUCCUUCGAUUUUCUCUCAGACAUCGCGCUCGAUUUUGCCUCAAAGAAAGUUUAUGGUCACUACAUGAAAUUGUUGCACCAUAUCGCUCCGGUAUGCUUCGCUGAUAUGGAAAGAGGGCCAAAUGACGCGAACACGGGCUCUCUUGACUUCAAGGUUUGGUUUCAGGAGAACUUCUACAAAAAUGGCGCGCCUUUGUCCCAGGAGCACAUGAAGCUUAUAGCAAAGGAAUGUUUCAAGGCGCGGCAGUCUAUACUGUUAGACCCCCUGAGAAAUUUUACAUAUCAAGGACAUGAACACGUUACCUAUUUUGAGAAGUUUUAUAAACAGCUUCGAAAAUUGAGUCUGACUAUGGACAUGACCUCUCAACUCCUUGAGUCUGCUAUCUCUCUACGUCAAGAUUUCACAAAUGACCUUGUAGCGGAGAGCAUACCGUCCUCCCCGCGCUUGCCGAUCCCCCUUCUUCAACGCAAGCUCACCAUGGAGGGCAUCGCAAAUAGAAUCUCCUCCGACUCAUCAAAAAGAGAUGACCUCCUCCGGAAGCUCCAGCUGACGGCGCCAUCAGGACUGAUCCAAGCCCUAUCGCACUAUUCACAGAAGGGCUUUACUGAAGUCCAUCCCGAGCUUCUCGUGAUAAACUACUUUGACGCACUUUCGGACGGCCGCUUGAUUGACGAACGUGACAAAUAUAUUGGCUGUACGAAGCCAAGUUGUUAUCUAUGCCAUCUCUUCAUUUCGUACCAUCCCGCGAGAUAUUCUAUGAUACGUUCCAACUCUAGGAUUUGUUUAAAUUGGCGCCUACCAGACAUCUCUCACAGAGAAGGAAAUGCGAUGGCCCGUGCCAAAGAUCAGAAGUCCGUCCUCCGGAAGCUGAUUGAUACUAUCCGAGCUGACCUGGAGGAGAAAGUGAACAAUGACUGGAUUUCACAAUCUCGUUCCACAGAAUCAGAAUCAGAGUGGGCGCUACCUGUCGAAGACGAUACUAUCAAUUACAGCUCGCCACUAUCCAGUCCAGAAUCACCACCUGGCUGUCCAGCCGCCUUUACCGACGUACCUAUACUAGAGAUUAGUACGACUUUGGAUGAGGCAUCUGGUGGGAGCAACAGCAGUGAUGAAGAUACAAGGGACGAGGUUGUAUUCAAGGGCCGAUGUCGGUUCUAG